This is a messenger RNA of Prionailurus viverrinus (fishing cat), 7266 nucleotides long. RefSeq names its product ERCC excision repair 4, endonuclease catalytic subunit (gene ERCC4). The coding region runs from base 2817 to 5567 and encodes 916 amino acids. The record is from RefSeq and is a predicted model, not a curated record. The transcript has 11 exons. Gene Ontology annotation, biological process: resolution of meiotic recombination intermediates; double-strand break repair via homologous recombination; nucleotide-excision repair involved in interstrand cross-link repair. NCBI's taxonomy places the organism in Eukaryota, Metazoa, Chordata, Mammalia, Carnivora, Felidae. Gene Ontology annotation, cellular component: nucleotide-excision repair factor 1 complex. Gene Ontology annotation, molecular function: single-stranded DNA binding; damaged DNA binding; single-stranded DNA endonuclease activity.
UGCCAGCCACUCAUUUCGCCUCCCCAGGAACAAUCGCUUUUGCUAAGAGAUUUAAUUCCAGAGCUUUCCUAAGCAGUCACGGGAAAACAUUGGUUUUUUGCUAAUGUUUUUAGACAAAUGGGACCGUACUAGACAUUAUUGUCUUGUAACUGCUUUUUUUCAGCAUAUAAUAACAUGCACGAGAUAGCUUGCCACAUACACCUUUUAAUAGCCAUAUGAUAUUCCACUCAGUAGAGACGUGUGAAGAGAUCUUAACUAGCCUCCUUCUUUGGACAUUUAGGAGCAGUAUCUGAGAAAUAAUGAUAGUUCACAAAACGAUCUGAUGAAUAAACAUUUUUGUACGCAAGCUCCCGCUCGAAUACGAUAAAUUCUAUGGUGGCAAAAAUUUCACCUGCUUUGUUUACUGAUGAACCUCCAGCAUUUGGUUCGCUGCCUGACAUGUAGCAGGUGCCCAGUAAGUGUUUAUUGAGUGAAUAUAUCUUCGUGUGUAUAUGUAUCUAUACAAGUAUUCAAAUGUUAUGUGUAUGUUGACCACUGCCCCUCCAAAAUUAUUGCUUCACUAUCUAUACUCUGUUUUGUUCUGUUUGGUUUUGGUCUGCUGGGGAUAUCUUAAGAGCUCAGUGUCAUGGAAAUAGUGAGUGACUGUGUAUGUUUCCCAUUGCUGCUGUAAGUAGCUGCCAUGAAUUUCGUGGCCGGAAACAACAUAAAUUCAUUCUCUCCUCGUUCUGGAGGGCAGAAGUCUAUAGUAUAGGUUAGCAAGGCUGCAUGCUCCUUAAGAAGGUUUUAGGAUAGAAUUCAUUUCCUUGCCUUUUCUGGCUUUUAAAGCUUGCAUUCCUUGGCUCAUGGUCUCUUCCACAUCAUUCCAACACCUGCUUUCACUGUCAAAUCCUUUUCUCCGAUUCUGGCCCUCCUGCCUCCCUCCUUCCCUUCCCUGGAUGCUUGUAAUUUACACUGGCCCCACCUGGAUAAUCCCAGAUAAUCUUCUCGUUUUGAAAUCACAUCUGCAGAGUCCCGUUUGCCACAGAAGGGAACAUAUUUGCAGGUCCCAGGGAUUAGGACUUGGACAUCUUUCGGGAGCCAUUAUUCUGCACACCACAGCAUGGGAAUCAGGUUUGAACUUCAGCACUGCCUCAUCCGCAUGCACACCCUAAAUACGUGGUGCGUUCCUGCUUGCCACGUCCUGAACUAAGUCUAAGCAAUACACUAACUCACUCCGUGGUCUUGGCCAAGUUGUAUAACUUCCCUGAAGCUCCAUCGGUCACUUUCAGAAUUGGAGAGAUUAAUAUUUGUUUCACAGGAAAUUCUGCCUGUCGAAAAUUGCAGGCAAACCUUCCCAUUCAGGAAAUUAUUACACGUUGUUUUAAUCUUGACAAAAUGUGAGUAAAAUCCUGGUUAAGCCGUAACGAGAUAGAGAAACAGAUCCUCUUGCACCUGCUGAUGUGAAUGUAGAUUGGUACAGGCUUUCUAGAGGGCAAUGUGGCACUAUGAAUGUAACGAAAAGCCUUAUGUUGGUUCUCUUUAUCCCACUAAUUAUCCAUUCUAAGUAUAUCUUAGGAGCAUGGUUGAAUUUAUGUGCAAAAAUGUUCAGUGAAAUAUUAUUUAUAAUAGGGGGUGAUGGUGGAAACAAACUAAAUGUCCAUUAAUCAGGGCUUAGAUAAAUAAGUGUGGGAUAUCCUCAUUACAGAAAUAUUAUCAGCCAUGUAAAAGGAUUUUGUAGAAUACUAAAUAGUAUGCUCGAGGUUUGUCACAUAUCAGUGACAAACUUGGAAACCCGCCUCACUUACUAUCUCACAUCGGUAAAAGAAUUGUGCGGUGAGAAGGGAAAAAAAAACCUGAAAAUACACAUUUCAUAGUAUUACAGUGACUAUUUCUGGGUAAUGGAAUAACGGUUGAUUUUCAUUUUCUAAUAAUUAAGUUGGGGGGAAAGGAAUGUCCACAUAGAACAAUUCCUUUGGUUGGAUUAUCAGGCGGUCCUUGUGUGGAACAAAAACUUCCGAAGGUGUCCCUCUAGUGGAAGAAAGGAUGCGGCGGCUGGGGGGACACCCGGGAGCGACUUUUUAAGAAACAGAUUAUUAUUGCAUUCAAGACAUUUCGAGAGAAACAAGGGCCUGAAAGUAGUAAACUAUUCUGCUCAUUCCAAAAAUAAAAAAUGUUUACAGGGAGACAGAGGCCAACUGCAAAAGUAAAACUGAAACCUCACCGUGGCAAAGAGGGCCACUAAUUCUAGGCGCGCUUGGACAACUGACAGCUUUUUCAUUGCCGAGGUUGGGGAACUAAACUCCUUGGGUUUAAUUCUCCUCUCCUUGCUUUGGGGUAGCUUGGGUUCUAGUUGCAGAUCCAGGCCGCCCCACCCUCCGAUCGAAGGGACAAGGCAAGACGCAGUCCCUAAAGGCCGUGGGCUGGAGUCUGAGGUCUGGAGCGGACACCUGUCAGGAGCGCGCAAGCACCAAGUUGCUGGGGAACUCUACGAAUCUUCGGCUCCACUCGGCUCCUCUUCGGCUAAGUUCGGUCAGCUCUCCUCGCGGCUUCGGCUCCUCCUCAGCUGAGUGCGGCUGACUCUCGACCUGUCGGGCUCGGCUCCCUUCGGCUUCCUUCGACCGACGUUCGUCUCCCGCUCGGCUCUGUUCGGCUGAGCUCGUCUCCCGCUCGGUUCUGUUCGCCUGAGCUCGGCUCCCGCUCGGCUCUCUUCGGCUGAGCUCGGCUCCCGCUCGGCUCUGUUCGUCUGGGCUCGGCUCCCGCUCGGUUCUGUUCGCCUGAGCUCGGCUCCCGCUCGGCUCUCUUCGGCUGAGCUCGGCCGCGGCCCCGGAAGGGCGCCCAUGGAGCCGGUACCGCCGGCUCGGCCGACCGCUAUGGCGCCGCUGCUGGAGUAUGAGCGGCAGCUGGUGCUGGAACUACUGGACGCGGACGGGCUGGUAGUGUGCGCCCGCGGGCUCGGCGCGGAUCGGCUCCUCUACCACUUCCUCCGGCUGCACUGCCACCCCGCGUGCCUAGUGCUGGUGCUCAACACGCAGCCGGCCGAGGAGGAGUAUUUUAUCAGUCAGCUGAAGAUUGAAGGAGUGGAACACCUCCCUCGUCGGGUAACAAAUGAAAUCACAAGUAACAGUCGCUACGAGGUCUACACCCAAGGAGGUGUGAUAUUUGCAACAAGUCGGAUACUUGUGGUCGACUUCUUGACUAAUAGAAUACCUUCAGAUUUAAUCACUGGCAUCUUGGUGUAUAGAGCGCACAGGAUAAUCGAGUCUUGUCAAGAAGCGUUCAUCUUGCGUCUGUUUCGCCAGAAAAACAAGCGUGGUUUUAUUAAAGCUUUCACAGACAAUGCUGUCGCCUUUGACACUGGUUUUUGUCACGUGGAAAGAGUGAUGCGAAAUCUUUUCGUAGGGAAGCUGUAUCUGUGGCCAAGGUUCCAUGUAGCAGUAAACUCAUUCUUAGAACAGCACAAACCUGAAGUUGUAGAAAUUCACGUUUCUAUGACGCCUGCCAUGCUCGCCAUACAGACUGCCAUCCUGGACAUCCUAAAUGCGUGUCUGAAAGAACUGAAAUGCCACAACCCAUCGCUCGAAGUUGAAGAUUUGUCUUUAGAAAAUGCUAUUGGAAAACCGUUUGACAAGACGAUCCGCCAUUAUCUGGAUCCCUUGUGGCACCAGCUUGGAGCCAAGACUAAGUCCUUGGUUCAGGAUUUGAAGAUAUUACGAACUUUGCUGCAGUAUCUCUCUCAGUAUGAUUGUAUCACAUUCCUUAAUCUUCUGGAAUCUCUGAGAGCGACAGAGAAGGCUUUUGGUCAGAAUUCAGGUUGGCUCUUUCUUGACUCCAGCACCUCGAUGUUUGUUAAUGCUCGAGCAAGGGUUUAUCAUCUUCCAGAUGCCAAAAUGAACAAAAAAGGCAAAGUGUCUGAAAAAACGGAAAUUGAACAAGUGCAAGAAACAAAAAAGGAAUUGGUGCUAGAAAGCAACCCGAAGUGGGAAGCUCUGACCGAAGUACUGAAAGAAAUUGAGGCGGAAAAUAAGGAAAGUGAAGCCCUUGGGGGUCCAGGUCAGGUACUGAUUUGUGCAAGUGAUGAGCGAACGUGUUCCCAACUGAGAGAGUAUAUCACGAUCGGAGCAGAGGCCUUCUUGUUGAGGCUCUACAGGAAGACCUUUGAGAGGGACAGCAAAGCCGAGGACGUGUGGGUGCAAUUUAGAAAUGAGGACAGUGCAAAGAGAAUGGCGAAAUCUCACAAAAGGCCUAAAGACCCCCACAGCAAACAGAGGGCUGCCCCCAAAGAAAGGACUCUCAAGAAGAAGAAGCGGCGGUUAACUUUAACACAGAUGAUAGGAAAGCCUGAAGAACCGGAAGAGGAAGGGGAUGCCAAGGAAGGCUGUCCUGGAGACACGGGCAGUAGCCCAGACAGUUCCUUAGAAGAAAUCAAGCACGAGGAAUUUGACUUAAACUUGUCAUCCGAUGCCGCUUAUGGAAUACUGAAAGACCCGCUCACCAUCAUCCACCCGCUCUUGGGCUGCAGUGACCCCUAUGCUCUGACAAGGGUGCUGCAUGAGGUGGAACCGAGAUACGUGGUUCUGUACGACGCCGAGCUAACGUUUGUUCGCCAGCUUGAGAUUUACCGGGCGAGUAGGCCCGGGAAGCCUCUGAGGGUUUACUUUCUUAUAUACGGAGGCUCAACAGAAGAACAGCGCUAUCUCACUGCUUUGCGGAAAGAAAAGGAAGCUUUUGAAAAACUCAUAAGGGAGAAGGCUAGCAUGGUUGUGCCUGAAGGGAGGGAAGGGAGAGAUGAGGGGAACCUGGACCUGGUGAGAGGCUCCGCGUCCACAGGCUCGCCCACCGACACGCGGAAAGCAGGUGGCCAGGAGCAGAACGGUACACAGCAAAGUAUAGUUGUGGAUAUGCGUGAGUUCCGCAGCGAACUCCCAUCCCUGAUCCACCGUCGGGGCAUUGACAUUGAACCGGUGACGCUGGAGGUCGGAGACUACAUUCUGACUCCAGAAAUGUGCGUGGAGCGCAAGAGCAUCAGUGAUUUGAUUGGCUCUUUAAACAACGGCCGCCUCUACGGCCAGUGUAUCUCCAUGUCCCGCUACUACAAGCGCCCAGUGCUCCUGAUCGAGUUCGACCCCAGCAAGCCCUUCUCGCUCACUUCCCGAGGUGCCUUCCACCAGGAGAUCUCCGGCAAUGACGUCAGUUCCAAGCUCACCCUCCUCACGCUUCACUUCCCCAGACUCCGGCUUCUCUGGUGCCCCUCCCCCCACGCCACCGCCGAGCUGUUCGAGGAGCUGAAACAGAACAAGCCGCAGCCCGACGCAGCCACGGCCAUGGCCGUCACGGCGGAUUCGGAAACCCUCCCAGAGUCAGAAAAGUAUAAUCCGGGUCCCCAGGACUUCUUGUUGAAAAUGCCAGGGGUAAAUGCCAAAAACUGUCGCGCCUUGAUGCACCACGUCAAGAACAUCGCAGAGCUGGCCAGCCUGUCGCAAGACAAGCUGGCGGGUAUUUUGGGCAACGCCUCGAACGCGAAGCAGCUCUAUGACUUCAUCCACACCCCUUAUGCCGAGUUUGUGUGUAAAGGCAAAAUGAGAAAGUGAACGAGGGCGGCCGUUUUCUUAUCCCGUGACUGUGAUUUGCAGCCACCCUGUACCGGAAUGAACAGACCGAGAUGAAUCACGAGCUGAGAACUCCGCUCUCUUCAGCACCCAGCGACCGCGCAGUCCGCUUCUGGGGUCAGCGGACCACAAGCCCAGAUGCCCCUCUGGACUUUGUGUUUAGGCACUGAUUUUAGCCUUCCCAUGCCGGCCCGCCUCCCUCCCUGAGCCGUCAGGGCCAGAGGCAGCGUGUCCCGCUCUUCGGUCAGGAGUCAGAAUCAGGUGAGGCGUCUUGUGGGGGCUUAUAGGAGGCCGCUCUUGACGCAAGCAGCAAUUUAUGUUUCCCACGCAGGCCGAUAAGACACACCAUCAUGUCCCUCCCCUCUUUGUCCAGGACGGGCCCCCGGAACGCCGAGAAGGAACCUUGUCUGCCAUUCCUUGCCAGUUCUCACCCUCUUUUCCGCAAAUGCGCGCUUCCCCCUUUAAGAAAAACCCACGGGGACUUCCUCGUACUGACGUAAGACGUAAGAUGGCGCCCCGUGAAACUGGCUGGUUCCUCAUCCCCCAAAUGUGUGUGACGCGUACCAGAGCUCGAUUGUGCAAAGCCAGCAGCUUUUAAACGUGAGAUGAAUUGUUCCCUGUUUCCAGAAUUUGAUGGUGAAGGAGCGCUGAGGACGCGCCAUCGUGCAGACCUCUCACCUCCUGAGUCUCCGAGAUCUCUAAGCCCAAAGGGCUCGUUAGAGUCUCUUAAGACUUCCUCUUCCCCCCCCAAGCCUCUCCCCACACGCCUGAGACCACCAGCGCCAGAUCCUCUCCACAUGCAGCGUCAGCCCACCCUCUGCUCCCCGCUUCGUGUCCCUGGGCCAGCGUGCUCGCUGGCGUCUGUGUGAGGACUCAGGGACAAGCAAACGGGUGGCCCCCCGAGUCUUUAAGAUCGGGUUUUCCUUCUUGGAGUGGAGAUGAAAGAAGUACAAGUAAAUGGAAGAUCAGCGCAUAGAAUAUCUAAGAAUUCUAGAGAAAUUUACACACUUAAAAAUUCACAAAGCCAUCUCCUUCUCAAACCUUCCGAUUGAGUGAGGUUAGCUUUUUACUGAGGUGCACAUACAGGACAUUCAUAGCAUCUUUGUGCAGUUUUUAAACUUUUCUAUUUCAGCUUUACUAAGGUAUUAUUCACACAUCUAGUAACGAGUAGUAAAUUUUCUACCUCAAGAGCUGAUGCGGACGUAGACAGCAGUGCCGCCAGCCACACCGCGCAGUUUCGCGUUUUCCGCGUCGGCCAUGUUUUCGUUUGUCACAGUGUUUGAACUCAGAGUGGACGCGGGAGCACAGAACAGAGAGCGGUCUUAGCCUCCACAGACGUUCUUUCCACCGGCCUUUCCACUCAUAUUGACGUCUUGAUCCCUCCAUAUGUUAACACUUGUUGAUAAGGUUAAAGCAGACGUGGAUUUCCAACGCUCUGCCAGGGUAGGACAAGAAUGAAUUGAGAGAUAUCAAGGAACCGUGUCGUUACCCGGAACUGUGUACAGUGAUCUGAGGAAUGGAGAAGACGACAGGAAACAAAAAUUAGUUUAAGGUAGAAUAAAUAGUUGGGCUACUCAUUUUUUCCCCCCAGAGUUAAAAAUACACCCUUGAGGGCCACCUGGGUGGCUCAUUUGGUUAAGCGAUCGACUUUGACUCAGGUCAUGAUCUCGGGGUCCUUGAG